AAUUUUGACAUGUUGAUUUUCCAAUUCCUUCUUCUCCGAUCUACGGGAAACUUCCGGAAGAGCAAUUAUUAAUUGCAUCCCGCUGUCCAUUCCCCUGCAGCCUUUGUUGACGAUUCUCUGGUGCAUGCUUUCAGAUAGAUUGGGACCAAUCUUUUGCUGCUUCUUGAAUUCAAAUGGAGUCUGGAGCCCUAGUGUCGUCAGAGAAAGAAGAAGGGCAGCAAGGAGCCUCCUAUACGUAUUGGGUAAGGAAAAUAACGGAAGAUGCUGCGCCUGCGCCUGUGCCUCGUAAGCUAACUCCAGAAGAUGUUCCCCCUUGUCAAUCUCAGUCUGCCACGCUUGGUUCAGCUUGGAAUCGCGCUGGGACAUGGGAAGAGAAAAGUCUAAACAAUUGGGCAACUCCAAGAAUUAAGGAGUUGCUUAUCUCAUUAGGCUCCAUACAGUUCUCCUUUGGCAGAGCAGAAGUAGAAGAUGUUACAAAAUGUGUUGGCGAUGCAUUCAUGGUGAUAGUUCGGAACAAGAAACGUGUUGGUUACACAUAUGAGUUGACCUUAAAAGUCAAAGGGGAAUGGACCAUACAAGGAGAGAAGAAGUUCAUUGAGGGUCAUAUAGAUGUUCCAGAGUUCUCAUUUGGCGAACUAGAUGAUUUGCAGAUUCAGAAGUUGCAAUAGUGAUUGGAAUAGCUAAAACAUCCUUUGCAAUUACUUGAAGUGUUGGAUACUUCAACCCAUUUGUUUUCCUGCAUAAUAAAAUAUGAAAAUUUGAUGUAAUAGGUAAAUUAUCUUCCUCCAAGUGAUGAUCUAACCCUGUUUUCAUAGAUGAAGUUCUAGCUUUCUUCUUUUUGGCCAUGAACUUGACAAAAUCACUCAUGUCAUUAUCACCAAUCUUUCCCUCCUUAAAUGAUGAAAAUCCAGAAGAAGACCCUUCUUUCUUUUUUGCUUGAUAUUCAUAAACCAAAUCAUAACACAAUUGACGAAUUCUACUAAUUUCCAUAUCACAAUCAAUAUCCAUACAAUUUAUCAAAAUAAUAUUCAAGCAAAUCCAUUUUUGUACCUUGGAUCUAAAAUAAAAGCUGCUCCCAUGAUAUUAUGAAUGGCACUCCAAUAAUUUUCAAGUUUCUUUAACACUUGUUCUGCCAUAUUGUGAUUGGUUUGAUUUUGGAGACUUUAACCGUUUAUCUGUUGCAAGCUUAAUCUCAUGAAUUUUCUGGAAAAGAAUGUUGGCAAUUGGGUAUUUGGAUCCAAAAAUUAUUUCUGUGAUAUCAUUAAACAAGUUCAAUCUCCGAAAAACAUCUUUUGCAAACUCCCAUUGUAAUUCAGUUGGCAAACAAGUGUAUAUAGAUUCACACUACUUUAACCAAAAAAACACAUCUUUAUAAGUUAAAGCAAUAUUUAGCAUCUUAAAAGUAGAAUUCCAUCUUGUUGGACAAUUUAAAGUUAAUUUUUGGUUAAAAGGAAUUCACAAUUGUUUAGCAGUUUCCUCAAAUUUUUUCACCCUCUUAGAUGUUGUCCAAUAAUCUACACUUACCCAAAUUUUUUCCAACUCUUCUUUCACAAUCAAAUUGAGGAUAUGUGCACAACAAUGCAUAUGAAGCCAAGAUCCAUUAUAAACGAGUCUAUCUAACUGCAAAUUAUACUUAAUUUUCUCAAUCAUGCUAUCAUUUGUGUUACAAUUGUCCAAAGUAGUGGUGGAUAAUUUUGUAUCAAUAUUCCAGUCCAACAAACAAUCAAUCAAUGCAUUGUAAAGUCUAUUAGCUGUGUGAGGUGCAGGAACAUAAAUGAACCUAUACAUUUAAUCAUAUUGUCAUAUAAAAAGAUAAAAAUCUAUAAAGCCCGGAUACUCCAAAAAUGGGAAAGUAUUAGUGUCGUACUCAUAUCAAACAUUGACAUGGCUUGGAUAUGCCAAGAUUUGUAUCUAAGGAUUAUCCGAUUAUUUUUUAUUUUUCUUUUUUAAAAAAUUAUUGGAUACAACUCUGGUACAAUUCACAAUGGCUGGAUAUGACUUUAUAACAUGUGAUACGGCUUGGAUACGGUGUUUUAACCCAAAUGUUCAUUUUAUUAAUAUUUUAAAUUUUUAUUUAGUUUUAAAAUUUUGAAACAGAAAAAACCUUUUAAAAGUUAGUAUACGUGCUCUACAAAGACACAU
Molecule: messenger RNA, 2142 nt
Organism: Cajanus cajan (pigeon pea)
Lineage: Eukaryota; Viridiplantae; Streptophyta; Magnoliopsida; Fabales; Fabaceae
Source: RefSeq, a predicted model, not a curated record